Messenger RNA from Cadophora gregata, 477 nucleotides. RefSeq lists its product as uncharacterized. The coding region runs from base 1 to 477 and encodes 158 amino acids. The record is from RefSeq and is a predicted model, not a curated record. The transcript is spliced from 3 exons. NCBI's taxonomy places the organism in Eukaryota, Fungi, Ascomycota, Leotiomycetes, Helotiales, Ploettnerulaceae.
AUGCAGCCUAACCAGAUUCUUGCAGUCUUAGCCGGGACUUACUCAUUACUGAACACUUCUGCGUGGCUAAAUGAAGUCCCAGUACCAGACGCUGUUUAUGGUUCUGCACCAGUUGGCAUCUUAACUUACAGCAAGUCCGGCUACAUGUCUGCUACAAUCACCUCAACAGAUGCCGAGGAUAGACCAGCAAAUUUGACAUUUCCUUUUAGAGAUGGUCAGUCAGACGCCGAUUGGGCUCUUGUCGGAAGGCACAGCAUCGGUUAUGCUGGACCACUUCAGAUCAGCACUGCUAUCCCAGCAACACGGACUCACGGCCAAGUCAUCCACGGCCCAUUGACAGUUGCGAACGUGCCUUCCAUGGCUGGAGCGAGCCAUGUCCGUAACUACACACUUUUCGAUAACGGAAAGACCCUGCUCAUCGCUUCGCAAAGAGAUGCAAGCAACAGAGGAGAGUUAUGGUGGAGGCGGCUGGAUUAG